CCUAUUUUUUGUUUUAUGUGUUGGUUGAAAAAAAAAUAUACAGGUAAGAAUAAGGUGCCAUUCUUUUGGUUUGGGCCUUCCCCUAGGGUGAUCAUCAUGGAUCCUGAGCUUGUAAAGGACGUUCUUUCUAGUAAAUUUGAUCACUUUGAGAAGCUAAGUUACACGCCAAUUCUAAGGCAACUAACUCUGGGGGUCGCAAUGUAUGAAGGUGAGAAAUGGGCCAAGCAUAGGAGAAUCAUUAACCCAGCCUUCCAUGUUGAGAAGUUGAAGAUGAUGAUGCCAUUAUUUUCUGCUUGUUGUGAUGAGCUAAUAAGUCGAUGGGAAGAGUUGGCUGAUAGUUCAAAUGUGUUUGAAAUAGAUGUUUUGUUCGAAUUCCAAAAAUUUUCUGCAGAUGUCAUCUCCCGAACAACAUUUGGUAUUAGCUAUAAAGAGGGUCGACGAAUUUUUGAACUACAGAAAGAGCAAACUAAGCUUGUGUUCGAGGCUGCUCGGAAUUUGUAUAUUCCUGGUUUUAGUUGUAGGUUUAUACCCACCCAAAGAAACAGGCGAAGAAAUGAAAUCUACAAGGAGGUUACUGCAUUACUGAGAAGUAUGAUUGAACAGAGAGAGCAUGCAAUAAAAAAUGGUGAAGCUAAGACUAAUGACUUGUUGGGCUUGUUGAUGGAAUCAAAUAAAAGACAUGCUCAAGAAGGAGAUCACAUGCAAGAUGCUAGUUUGACUACAGAAGAUGUGAUUGAGGAGUGCAAGUUAUUUUACUUUGCUGGCCAGGAGACAACAUCAGUUCUUCUUACAUGGACCAUGAUCGUGCUCAGCAUGCAUCCAAACUGGCAGGAUCAGGCAAGAAAUGAGGUUUUGCAGGUGUUUGGCCAAAGCAAACCAACCUUUGAGGGCUUAAGCCGGCUGAAGAUUGUGACUAUGAUUUUUUAUGAGGUUCUAAGAUUAUAUCCACCGGGAGUUGCACUCUUUCGACAUACUUGCAAAGAAAUAAAGCUGGGAGAGUUUACUUUCCCACCUGGAGUGCAACUUUUGUUGCCUAUCAUCCUUUUCCAUCAUAGUCGGGAGUUUUGGGGUGAAGAUGCUGAAGAAUUCAACCCUGAGAGAUUUUCUGAAGGAGUUUCAAAGGCAACCAAGAACCGACUCAUCUUCUUUCCAUUUGGUUGGGGUCCUCGAAUUUGCAUCGGCCAGAGCUUUGCACUUACAGAAGCUAAAAUGGCUUUGGCAAGAAUUCUGCAGCGCUUUUCAGUUGAGUUGUCCCCAUCCUAUGCCCAUGCUCCCUAUAACAUUUUAAUCCUUCAGCCUCAAUAUGGUGCUCAAGUCAUUUUACACAAACUUCAUCCAUUGUAAUUAGAAUGGUGCUCAAGGCCUUCCACUAACUCUCAGUACUUAUUAUAAAAUUUGAUGUCAUUAUCAAAUUACGACAGUUUAUGUACUUUUCUUUUCA
Messenger RNA from Dendrobium catenatum, 1441 nucleotides. Its product is annotated as cytochrome P450 CYP72A219-like. NCBI's taxonomy places the organism in Eukaryota, Viridiplantae, Streptophyta, Magnoliopsida, Asparagales, Orchidaceae. Gene Ontology annotation, molecular function: heme binding; monooxygenase activity; oxidoreductase activity, acting on paired donors, with incorporation or reduction of molecular oxygen. The record is from RefSeq and is a predicted model, not a curated record. The transcript has 4 exons. The coding region runs from base 16 to 1344 and encodes 442 amino acids.